CCGCCCGGCCCCGCCCUGCCGUCGCCGCUGCCGCUGCGGGGAGAAGAAGAAGAAGAGGAGGAGGAGGAGGAGGAGACGAGAGCCGGGGCGCAGCGAGAGACGCCCUUUCCAGGCAGCGCAGCAGCCCGAGGGGGUGGAGGGGGCGAGCCGGCAGCGCGGCCGGCCGGGAGGGGGCGGCUCCCCCCCCUAAAAGCGCCGCCGAGCCCGGCCGGGAGCCGACGGAGCAGCCCAGCGAGCGCCAGGCAGGAGCCAGCCCGGGCAGGCAAGCCUCCGCGAUGCGGCUGCCCGCAGCUCUGGCCAGCCCGUCUCGGAUUAGCCGCCGCCGCCGCCGCCGCCGCUGCCGGCUCUGAGUGCCGCUGCCGCCGCCGCCGGGCGCCCCCCCCGACGAGGCUCCGCCAAGAUGCCCCGCCAAGGCAGAUGCUGGGAGCUGCUGCUGCUGCUGCUGCUGGGGCUAGAGGUCCGCAGCCUGUGGGGCUGCCCCGUGGACUGCGUCUGCUACCCGGCGCCCAUGACGGUCAGCUGCCAGUCGCACCACUUCUCCGCCCUCCCGGAGGGCAUCCCCCGGGACAGCGAGCGCCUCUUCCUGCAGAACAACCGCAUCUCCCGGCUGCCGCGCGGCCACCUCAGCCCCGGCCUGGUCACCCUCUGGGUCUACUCCAACAACCUCACCUUCGUCGACCCCCAGGCCUUCCGGGGCUUGGCCCAGCUGGAGGAGCUGGACCUGGGCGACAACCGCCACCUGCGGGAGCUGGCCCCCGAGACCUUCCGCGGCCUGGCCCGCCUCCACGCGCUGCACCUGUACCAGUGCGGCCUGCGCGCCCUGCCCGCCGGCCUCUUCGGCGGCCUGCACAGCCUGCAGUACCUCUACCUGCAGGACAACCAGCUGGAGGCCCUGCCGGAGGACCUCUUCGCCGACCUGGCCAACCUCAGCCACCUCUUCCUGCACGGCAACCGCCUGGCCGCCCUCCCGCCCCACGCCUUCCGCGGCCUGCCCCAGCUGGACCGCCUGCUGCUGCACCAGAACCGGCUGCAGAGCGUCCACCGCAGGGCCUUCCAGGGCCUGGCCCGCCUGACCCUCCUCUUCCUCUUCAACAACAGCCUGGCCCAGCUGCCCGGGGAGGCCCUGGCCCCGCUGGCUGCCCUGGAGUACCUCCGCCUGAACGGCAACCCCUGGGACUGCGGCUGCCGGGCCCACUCCCUCUGGGACUGGCUGCGCCGCUUCCGGGGCUCCAGCUCCGGCGUGCCCUGCGGCGACCCCGCCGGCCUGCGGGGCCAGGACCUCAAGGAGCUGCCGGCCGCCCUCUUCCGGCCCUGCCUGGCCUCGUCCGAGUCGCGGCCCCAGAGCCACGGGCCCCCCCGGGACCACCCCCGCCCGCCGCCGCCGCCCCGCGCCGCCUCCUCCGCCGAGAAGGGCCCGCGCCCGGGCUACCGCAAGCCCGGCAAGAACUGUACCAAGAGCCGCCACCGGACCACCCAGCCGGCCUCGCUGGGGCCCUGGAAAGGCGGCCCGGAGAUGCGGGACUUUGAGCACAAGGCCGGCCUGGGCCUGCUGCCCAAGCCCAAGGGCAAGUGCCCGCAGCGGACCGCCCUGCUGCCGCCCAGCGGCGUGCAGCAGGCCGCCGGCGGGAUCCUCAGCGCCGGGGCCCGGGGGGUGGGGGCCGGCGCGGCCCUGCUGGCCGCCCUGGUGGCGCUGGCGGUGAUCGUCCGCUGAGCCGGCCGGCCGGCCAGCCCGCCCGCCCGCCCGCCCCCGAGGGGGGUCUUGCUUCUGGUUCGGUCUGUGGAGGAGGGGGCCUCCCGGAGGCGGGGACACGGGCGCAGGGCCUUCUUGGUGGUGGUGGUGGUGGUGGUGGCCCCCUCCACGGCCGGCCAGGAAGGGCAUUACAAGCAAUAGCGGCACCCAGGCUUCCGACGGAGAGCACCCCCCCACACACACACCCCUUGACCCGGGCGACCGGAGCGCCCCCCCGCCCCCGUUUGGUGACUGGAUGGACCUCCGCAGACCCCCGGGGUUGAGGAGGGGGGAGCACGGAGCGGCCACCGAGGAAGCCGACGCUCAGGGCUCCAGGCCACGGACCGGGCGUGGGCCAGGCCCUCCCACUCCUCCCAGCCAAGGCAGGCUGGCCUUCCCUUGGACGACCGUCCCCCCGGUGCCCCCCAGGGCCGAGCCGGGGCAGCCCAAAGGCAAGAGGAGGAGCUGGACCUGGGCUGCGGGGGGGGGGAGGCAGAGACCUUCCGCCGGCCCCACUUUUUGUAACUCGGUGUUCACAGACCCAAUAAAGCCAAUGCACAGGUUGUCCCCCC
Messenger RNA from Hemicordylus capensis (graceful crag lizard), 2301 nucleotides. RefSeq names its product reticulon 4 receptor like 1 (gene RTN4RL1). The coding region runs from base 401 to 1711 and encodes 436 amino acids. Gene Ontology annotation, molecular function: protein binding. The record is from RefSeq and is a predicted model, not a curated record. Lineage: Eukaryota; Metazoa; Chordata; Lepidosauria; Squamata; Cordylidae. The transcript is spliced from 2 exons. Gene Ontology annotation, cellular component: plasma membrane.